Molecule: messenger RNA, 2044 nt
Organism: Gigantopelta aegis
Lineage: Eukaryota; Metazoa; Mollusca; Gastropoda; Neomphalida; Peltospiridae
Exons: 2
Coding region: 109-519 (136 amino acids)
Source: RefSeq, a predicted model, not a curated record
ACGAGUGAUUCUCAAAGCGAGGCCAGAUUGAAUUUGUCAGUGAAGCAAGCGAGUCGCGCUGCAACUCAUUGGUUUACUAUUAGUACUUACAUUGGGAUACCGAAUACUAUGGCAAAGGUCAGCUGUGUACUUGUGGCUCUUCUUGUCUGCUUUCUUGUGACGGACGUGCAGACACUCACGGAGUGCGACACUCUGUGCAACUCGAACGCAGGAACCGCCUGUUCCAAUAUAUUUUCAAACGUGGACGUCAAAAAUUUCAACGGAGAUAAAGCUAACUUGUUCUUGCUUUGCUGUCUGGGAAGCGAGAGAACCAUUCACUACAAAUUCAACUACAUGAAAACCAGCCUUGACCUGGAGAUGGUGAAAGGAAUUGUUGACAAUAUUAGUUCGGCACUUACAUCGAAAAAGUUUGCAGUGUUCGUAAGGAAUUGCAGUAAAGGCGGAACAAAGUUAAGUUGGGGUAAAUGGUUGUUGUUCGACGCCGGGUCUUUGUACUGUAAUGAGAAUCCAUGCCCGUGACGUAAUUACAUUCACCGAAAUGCGGACCUGUGCGAGCGUGUGUUUUCGUAAUCGGUGCAGUAAAUAAGAUAUAGAAUAUAUACACACAUACGCAUGCUCUGCUUAACCAGAAUUAACUUGGCACAAGCAAGUGAAUCCGGUAAAUUAUGACACACAGUUAACGGUGUUUGUAGUCUACUGCGGUUUGAAGUGCCCAAAAAAAUGAAACCAAAUACUUAAUCAAAUGUUUGUUGACAUUAUACUGACAGUACAUGACAACAGAAGAUGUUACCUUCAUUACAAUGGCAGCCAUUAUUGUGAUAUAAAGUUCGGAUCCACCAACACAAUAAGAACUUUUUAAAUAGUUUACACUAUAAGGUUGCAUUGUGUUAUAUGCAUUGUAUUUAAUCUAAAUAUAAAACAAGUCUUAUUUCAUGGUUUAAAGAAGCCAUUUAUAAAUUAUGUCACACACGUGUAGGCCUUUGUCUGGAGUUGUAGCUAUAUAAAGUGUUAAAUAAUUAGUAGGGCGUUGUCCUCAAUUUACUACUAUUUUUAUUCCUUUUUGAUUUUUUAUUGUGUAGGAACUCUUUUUAUUAGUUUAUAAUAUUUCAUUAUUUAGGAACUUUUUUUUAUUCGUUUACAAUAUUUCAUUGUUUAGGAAGUGUUUAAUUUGAUGACCAGGAAUAGGAGGAGUCUUGGAACAUCCUUAUGUACACUUAGAGGGUUUAAUGGGGGAAACGAGUAACAUAAUCUAUAAAUGGCUUCUGAGGUAAAAAGAAAAACAAGAUGAAUUUUAAGAGUUAUAUACAAAUCAUAAAAACAGUAUUAGGUAAUAAUGUUUAACUGCAUAUUCUAAUUUCACCGAGAUGAGGUUGAGAGACUGUGGAACCUUUAGCAAUGCGAGGAACCUAUCCAAGACUCUCGGAAGCACAGCACUUUAAUACCAACCUUCUUUUUGGGAAGAAGACAGACUACAAAGCUGAUGUGUUUCCGAUGACACAGAAACUUACAUUGUCGUUUCGUAUUUUGGGGUUUAUAUUACAUUUGCUCAUAAAAAGAUAUCCAUUAUCUUUACAUUCCUUUCAGUGUUACGUUACAUGUACAGUUCGUCUUCCGGCGUAAUUGUAGUGUCGACUCUGGAUAUGUUAUUUUAUUGCUGUUGAUUUUUCGUACCGUUAGUUUAUUGUUGUUUUUGUGUAGAUUGUUUUUCGUAAAUAAUCUAAUACUAGAAAUAUUAGGUUAUUGUUGUUUUUCGUAAAUAAUCUAAUACUAGAAAUAUUAGGUUAUUGUUGUUUUUCGUAAAUAAUCUAAUACUAGAAAUGUUAGGUUAUUGUUGUUUUUCGUAAAUAAUCUAACACUAGAAAUGUUAGGUUAUUGGUUAUUGUUGUUUUUCGUAAAUAAUCUAAGAUAUAAAAUGGAUUAAAGCUGCUGUCUCUAUUGUUGAUCACAAAUCUUGUCGCCAUUUUAACAACAACAAAAAACAAGCUAUAGUCCGUCCCACAGGGAACGCCUUUUUCACACUAUGGCAUUUACUACAAGUUAUUCA